CGAACAUUAAUAAACAUCUGCAUGCGCUCGAACCAAUUUUCGAAGUACGUAUCCAAAACGGCAUUUCUGAAUGCGUCAACUGCUUCUUCUGGUGACUGGAACCUUUGACCACGCAUUCUGUUUUUAAUUAUCGGGAAAGUAAAGAAAUCGUUAGGACUUAGAUCGGAACUAUAUGGAGGAUGGUCCAAUAAUUCCA
Acanthoscelides obtectus is the source of this 196-nucleotide messenger RNA. Lineage: Eukaryota; Metazoa; Arthropoda; Insecta; Coleoptera; Chrysomelidae. The record is from the annotation of a GenBank genome assembly.